GCGUCCCGCUUCCCCUUCACCCCGGACCCUGCGCACGCGCGCAACCCCGCGGCCCGAACAGAGGCGGGGGGGGCAAGGCGGGGCGUCCGCCGCGGUCACAUGGUCUGUCCAAGAUGGCGGCGCCCGGCGCGACCUUCCGGCUCCUGGUGCCUCUGGGGCGCUCGCUGUCGUCCCGCCCGGUGGCGGCCGCCCGGGCUUACGGCGUGCGGGCCUCUGGGACCGGGGAGCUGGUGACACACACGGGGCAGGUAUAUGACGAAAAAGAUUAUAGAAGAGUUAGAUUUGUGGGACGACAAAAGGAGGUGAACAAGAAUUUUGCAAUUGAUUUGAUAGCAGAGCAGCCUGUGAGUGAAGUUGAAAGCAGAGUGAUUUCAUGCGAUGGUGGUGGUGGAGCUUUAGGACAUCCUAAAGUAUACAUAAACUUGGACAAAGAUACGAAGACCGGAACAUGUGGCUACUGUGGACUUCAGUUUAAACAGAAACAUCACUGAAAGAUCAUCCCUGCAUGCUUGCAGAUUUCUGUUCAGAUGUUAACUUUUAACUAUAAAUAAACUACUUUGAAACCCAA
Cuculus canorus (common cuckoo) is the source of this 568-nucleotide messenger RNA. RefSeq names its product NADH:ubiquinone oxidoreductase subunit S6 (gene NDUFS6). Lineage: Eukaryota; Metazoa; Chordata; Aves; Cuculiformes; Cuculidae. The coding region runs from base 114 to 491 and encodes 125 amino acids. The transcript has 4 exons. The record is from RefSeq and is a predicted model, not a curated record. Gene Ontology annotation, biological process: mitochondrial electron transport, NADH to ubiquinone.